Molecule: messenger RNA, 780 nt
Organism: Pneumocystis murina B123
Lineage: Eukaryota; Fungi; Ascomycota; Pneumocystomycetes; Pneumocystales; Pneumocystaceae
Exons: 8
Coding region: 1-780 (259 amino acids)
Cellular component (GO): cytosol
Molecular function (GO): oxidoreductase activity
Source: RefSeq, a predicted model, not a curated record
AUGUCUCGCCUUUCUAAUAAAACAAUUUUUAUUACAGGUGCAAGUUCAGGAAUUGGAAAAGCAUGUGCUUAUGAAUUUGCAAAGACAAAUAAUACAGUUAAAUUAAUUAUUUCAGCACGUAGGGACGUAACGGAAAUAGCAAAAGAUAUUGAAUCUACUUUUCCUGGCGUUAAAGUCCUUCCUUUAAGAUUAGAUGUGAGCAAGUUAGAAGACAUUGAAGAAAAAAUUGAAGGGCUUCCAGACAGCUUUAAAGACAUUGAUAUUCUUAUUAACAAUGCCGGUUUUGUAAUUGGCAUGGAAAGAGUAGGAGAAAUUAACCCAGGAAUUAUGAUGGAUAUGUUUAGUACAAAUGUAUUUGGGCUGAUCAAUAUAACUCAAAAGAUUUUAAAUAUUUUUCAUCAAAAAGGCGGUAAAGGAGACAUUAUUAAUAUAGGCUCUAUUGCAGGACGUGAGCCCUAUCCAAAUGGGUCUAUUUAUUGUGCAACGAAAGCAGCAGUUCGAUCAUUUACUAAUUCAUUGAGAAAAGAAUUGAUAAAUACUCGUAUUCGUGUAAUCGAAAUAGAUCCAGGCCUAGUAAAAACAGAGUUUUCUAUAGUCAGAUUUUGUGGCGAUAAAUCUAGAGCAGACGCUGUUUAUCAAAACAUGGAACCUUUAACUGGGGAAGAUGUUGCAGAAGCAAUUGUUUUUGCAGCAAGUAGACGAGAAAAUGUUGUUAUUGCGGAUACAUUGAUUUUCCCGAAUUGUCAAGCGAGUAUUUCACAUGUCUAUAGGGAAAAAUAA